CAAGCAGUCAGCUGAUGUGGAAAAGUUCCCUUACCUGUUCUAUCUGGCUGUGAAAAGGAAGGAGGGAUGUUUGACACACUGUAUGAAUGCUUCUGGUCAGACAGUCUAUGGUUGCCUGUGGGCCUAACAUGGGCUGACCUGGAAGACAAAGAGGGCCGGGUCUAUGCCAAAGCCUCCAAUCUUUAUGUGACUCUCCCCUAUGCCUUAGCCUUUUUACUCAUCAGAUACCUGUUUGAAAGAUGGAUAGCAACACCACUUGCAGUUUCUGCUGGAAUCAAGCAGAGAGUCUAUCUGAAAGCUGAGGAAAAUUCUAUCUUGGAGUUCUACUACACUACUCAGUGUCGAAAUCCUGCUCAGGUUGACAUUGAUGGGUUGUCUAAGAAAAGCUGUCUGUCCACGAGACAAGUGGAGCGCUGGUUUAGAAGAAGACGCAGACAGGACCGCCCUGGAGUUCUGAAGAAAUUCACAGAGGCCAGCUGGCGAUUUGUUUUCUACCUGUCUGCAUUUAUUGGAGGAAUGGUAGCACUGCAUGAUAAAGAAUGGCUUUAUGAUACUAGGGAAGUAUGGACAGGUUUUCCCAAGCAGACCAUGCUAGAGUCUCAGUACUGGUAUUAUAUCUUGGAAAUGAGUUUCUAUGGCUGUCUUCUCUUCAGUGUUGCUUUUGAUGUCAAGAGGAAGGACUUUAAGGAGCAAAUCAUCCACCACUUGGCCACUCUGGUCCUCUUAUCCUUUUCCUGGUGUGCCAACUACAUCCGUGUAGGAACACUGGUUAUGCUUAUCCAUGAUGCUUCCGAUGUUUUCCUAGAGUCUGCCAAAUUAUUCAACUAUGCCAAAUGGGAGAAAACCUGCAAAACUCUCUUUGUUUUGUUUGCCAUAGUGUUCAUGGUAACACGACUGAUCAUCUUUCCAUUUUGGCUGAUCCACUGUACUUGGGUCUACCCUGUUCUCUAUUACCCUGCCUUCUUUGGUUACUACUUCUUCAACACAAUGCUGGUGGUCCUGCUUUGUCUGCACAUUUUCUGGGCCUACCUCAUUCUACGCAUGAUCAGGAAAUUUAUGUUUGGCACACUAACCAAAGAUGAAAGAAGUGACAAUGAAGAGGAAGAUGGGGACGAAAGCAGCUCAACACAGGAUGAAGUUGAACAAAGGCACAAGCCUGCCGGAUCACUGGUGGCUGAUAAGAAGUAUGACAAGAACGGAGGGUCUAGAUCCUUAUCUCCACCAGAGAACAUCUGCUGGUCAAAGACUGUGUGCUGACUCGUAUUCACGACUCUGAGUACAGGAGAAUAAUCCUGAAAUAGACUUUGUGUUUUGCUUAUCAAAAAAGUCCAGCGAACCAAACAUAUCACAUAUACAUGCAUUAAGUAACACAGCCCAACUGUUGUCCUCCACAGACAAGAAAGCUACACUUAAACAUUGUUUUCAGAUUUUGAAACUCAAAAAGCUCUGACUAUGCAACAGAAUUCGAGUUUGAAACAUGCCUCAUGUGAGCAAAACAGACUCUUACACAGAGCGCCUCUGCAAAAUCGUGCUGUAAAUGUGUUUAAAGCUAUUUUUAAACAUAAAAUCUGGAGAAUAUCAGGAGAAUCAAGUUCCACAAUUUUACCUUUCUUACAUGCAGAAUACAUUAGGAAUAGCCGAAUAAAAACCA
Messenger RNA from Pundamilia nyererei, 1651 nucleotides. It is a transcript of the gene cers3a, whose product is annotated as ceramide synthase 3a. Lineage: Eukaryota; Metazoa; Chordata; Actinopteri; Cichliformes; Cichlidae. The record is from RefSeq and is a predicted model, not a curated record. The coding region runs from base 67 to 1257 and encodes 396 amino acids. The transcript has 11 exons. Gene Ontology annotation, molecular function: sphingosine N-acyltransferase activity; DNA binding. Gene Ontology annotation, cellular component: membrane. Gene Ontology annotation, biological process: ceramide biosynthetic process.